UGAAAUUGUUCCACUACUUGAAGAUACGCGAAGUCUAGAAAAGGUGCUAGAGGAAGCAGUCAUUUUCGGUGAACGGGAAAAAUGCAGAAAAUGGAAAAAAAUCCUCAUCAUAGUCGAAGGAGCCUAUUCGAUGGAAGGAACCAUCGUGAACCUUCCAGAAGUCAUUCGACUCAAGAAAAAGUACAAGGCGUAUCUUUAUGUGGACGAAGCUCACAGCAUUGGGGCAUUGGGUCCGAACGGAAAAGGAGUUGCUGACUUGUUCAAGACCGGCACGAAAGAUAUUGACAUUCUCAUGGGCACCUUCACAAAAAGCUUUGCUGCUUUUGGAGGCUAUAUUUCGGCAUCCAAGGAAAUAAUCAACCAUUUGAGAGUCUCGUCGCACUCUCCAUGCUACGCUCAGUCGAUGAGCCCGCCGGUGAUGCAACAGAUCGCAUCUACAUUGUCUGUAAUCCAGGGGCAUGACGGAACUGCGGAGGGGAAAAUGAAAAUCCAGAGACUGAGACAGAAUGCCGUCUACAUGCGAGAAAAUUUGCAGAAACUCGGGUUCCACGUUUACGGCCACCCUGAAUGUCCCAUUGUGCCCGUGAAGGUGUCGCUCAUCUGUCUUCCGUGGGUGUCAAGGAUGAUGCAAGCAGCAGGAGUUAGCAUCGUCGUCGUCGGUUCCCCGGCUGUCGCGUUCUUUGAAACAAGGAUCCGAUUUUGCUUAUCGGCUUCACAUUCUCGGCAACAAAUUGACAAAGUGAUCGACAUUUUGGAUCAAAUCGGACACGUGAUGUGCGCAAAGAAGAACAAGCCGGAUUCAUUCGCGGAGUACCGAGCCAAGAAUAUGCUGAGACACAGGAAAGGAAAUUACAUUGAAAUGGCAGACUUCAUUUUCGGGUGAUAAUUGGCAAUAUGAUACCGAAACCAGCAGCCGCAAAUUAAACUGGAACAUUUUUCGCACUGGAAAUGAAUAUGAACCUUCCGAAAAAAAAUGAGCAAA
Notodromas monacha is the source of this 982-nucleotide messenger RNA. The record is from the annotation of a GenBank genome assembly. NCBI's taxonomy places the organism in Eukaryota, Metazoa, Arthropoda, Ostracoda, Podocopida, Cyprididae.